AUUCCAAACACAUGCAUGAUGACGCCUCAUUGGACCAACACAUUUCCUCGUUGAAUCCACCCCUUUUUCUCCUCUUCGUCUCUCUCAACACCGCUUUCUUCUGUUCCUAAUUCUAGUCUCUUCUUCCAAAGUGAUUCAAAGAAGAUGUUGCAAUUACUCUACACUGCGAUUUUCAGCGAAAUGCUUCUGAUUCUCACCCUAGUUUUUAAGACCCCUCUCAGAAAACUGGUCAUCAUUUCCCUCGAUCGGGUCAAACGCGGCCGUGGCCCCAUCGUUGUGUCCACCGUGGGCGCCACAUUGGUGGUGGUUCUCUCUUCCAGCCUCUACAGCAUGGCCAAGAUCCAGCAACGCAUCCUCGAGGCCGGUAUACUCAACCCCACCGACCAAGUUCUUAUGUCCAACCACAUGCUCGAAGCCUCUCUCAUGGGGUUUUUGUUGUUCCUCUCUCUGAUGAUUGAUAGAUUGCAUCACUACAUAAGAGAGCUUCGUUUACUCAGAAAGGCCAUGGAAGCUAUUAAGAAACAAAGCCGAAGUUUUGAAGAUGACAAAAAUGGUAAUACAGAGGAACUGAAAGCAUUGACAGAAGAAAUUGCCACAUUGAAGUCCAAAAUUAAGAAACUGGAAUCUGAAUGUGAGACAAAAGGACAUGAGGCUAAGUCUUUGGAAACUGAAGUAGAAGCUCAUAAAAAGCAGUCGGAGGGUUUCCUUAUGGAGUAUGAUCGCCUGUUGGAAGACAAUCAGAGUCUUCGGAGUCAGUUACAGGCCCUUGAGAGCUCUUUGCAAUCCUCAUAAUAAAAAGAAUAUGUGAUUUCGUUGAAAUAUCUAAAAUAAAACUCUAUCAUUUGUUUAACUACUGUUUGAUGCCUCAUACUUUCUUAAUGAGGUCACAUAUGUAUAUAAGUAUUUGAAACAGAUUAACCCUGGAUUGAGUGAACUUGUUGCGUUUUAAGCAGCUCACAUUAUAUAUGAGUUUAUUAGCCUAU
This is a messenger RNA of Vigna angularis (adzuki bean), 983 nucleotides long. RefSeq lists its product as uncharacterized. Gene Ontology annotation, biological process: endoplasmic reticulum to Golgi vesicle-mediated transport; intracellular protein transport. Lineage: Eukaryota; Viridiplantae; Streptophyta; Magnoliopsida; Fabales; Fabaceae. The record is from RefSeq and is a predicted model, not a curated record. The coding region runs from base 145 to 792 and encodes 215 amino acids. The transcript has 2 exons. Gene Ontology annotation, cellular component: endoplasmic reticulum membrane; endoplasmic reticulum.